This is a messenger RNA of Hydractinia symbiolongicarpus, 9338 nucleotides long. RefSeq names its product centrosomal protein of 112 kDa-like. NCBI's taxonomy places the organism in Eukaryota, Metazoa, Cnidaria, Hydrozoa, Anthoathecata, Hydractiniidae. The coding region runs from base 48 to 2441 and encodes 797 amino acids. The record is from RefSeq and is a predicted model, not a curated record. The transcript is spliced from 14 exons.
AUUUUCUUAACAGUUGAUAAGAAUGUAACAACUAGAAUGAAAAAAACAUGGCAGAUAAUGAUAAUGAAGACAAUUUAGUUACAAGCAACAUGGCUGAAGACGUAACAAUAUGUGUAAGUAAUGUUCUUCCAGGAGCAAACAAAGAAAAAGAAGAAGACAAAUCUGCAAUGUCGGACAGUGAUGGUGAUGAUGUUCAAGAAAAAGAGAUUGAUGAUAAUCACAUGAAGAAAGAUGAAGAGUUUCAUGCAUCAUUAAUUUCAACAAAUGAAAAUAUUAACCAUGAAAAUGAUGAUAUUAAACAUAAUGAAGAAACUAAACAUAAUGAAAAUGCUGAUACUGGCGUUGAAUCAGAAACACAACAUGAACUUCCCCAAGAGAAUGAUGAAGAUAUAAACAAUGAAACUAAAGACAGUAGUAACAAAAAUCCAGCUGUGAGCACAAAAGGAGAUCAUGAAAUUGAAAAUGGUAGCACUGAUAACACUGUGUCACCAGAAGAGGAAAGCAUCAACAAUGACGAUUCAAACUUGAAACAUAACGCUGUGUCACCAGAAGUGGUGAAAAACAUCAAAAAUUACGAUUCAAACUUGGAAUAUCAGCUGAAGUCUAACAAUGUUUUAUUUCAGACAUACCUCGCCCAAAUCGAGAACUUAGAUGCGGAAAAUAGACAGCUAAAAGUUGACUUAGCUAAAUAUGAGAGCUCCACAGGUGAAGAAACUAGAGUAGGAGAAGAACAUUCAAGGUCUGAAGAAGAAAGCAACACUGUUGAAUCUAAAUUCCAGCAAAAAAUAGCAGAAUUGAAAGAGGAAACAAGUAGCUUACAAGAAAAACUUUCCGAAAGUCAAAAACAAUACACAGAAGCUAUAUUAGCUCUAGAAGAAGUUCAAAAUGCUUAUGGUGAUGAGAGGGACGUAGUGUUGCGAAAAUACGAAAGAGAAGUAGUAAUGCUGCAGGAGAAAGUAAGGAUGCUAGAAGAAAAUGAAGGUGUCAUUACUAGACUACGGCAAGAAGUGUUGGACAUCCAACUUCUGCUAGAGAAAACAAAGAAAUCGCACAAGGAUCAAUUGGCUGAAAAUGAAAGGUCACGUGCAGAGUUGAAGCAGCAGAUGGAAGAAUCGAAUGAAAAAGCAAGUAUACACACAGAAGCUGUCCAUGCUGCACAAGAUGCUCUUGCUGCCUCUGAAAAACUAGCCAAUGAACGUAUGGAGAAGAUAAUUCAGCUGAAUACUGAACUUGUUUUAGUAAAUGACAGCUUGAAGCUGCACCAAGAAAGCUGUAGUGCAAAAAAUGCAGAAAUUGAUGAGCUAAAGAAACAACUUUACAGUUCAGCAGAAAUGUUGGAAAAAGAGCACACAUCAAAAAUCUCACUUUCAAAGCAACUAGAAGAAGUUUCAAAUUGUAACCAUGAGAUGAAAGGACAAUUGGAAGACCUUAAAUAUGAAAUGAAACUAAGAGAGAUGAAAAUCAAAUUCUCCAAAAAGCAAGUGAAGAGUUUAGAACAAGAAAAACAGAAAGCGGACUCCCUCAUGUUCGUUCUUCCUGAGAUGCAGAAAAAAAUUGAAUUGUUAGAAAAAGAAAACCAACGCCUACAACAGAAGGUACAAUCACACGAUGAGAAAGAACAGGAGAGGAUCAAUAAAAUAGAAAGUGAGAGAAGAUUUGCAGAGAAACAAAUGCAGAAUGAAAAAGGGGAGUGGGAACGAAAUACUCUUGGUAUAGGUCAAUGUGUUUUGGACCAUGAAGGAGACGAUUCACAGUUUGAUUUGUCCGACAGUUUUAGUAGACCAAGAAGUGCUCCCUUGUUAAAGCCAAGACCACCUACAGCAAAAAGAGAGAACUAUGGGCAGUACAAGAGUCUUCAUAAAGGCGCAAGAACUUUAAGCCCAACUUACUUAAGACGCUCUAUAGAGGGUCGGCAUGCAGCAGAAAAAGUUCGGCUUAGUCACAAGAAAAUCAUAUUCGCUAACAAGAAUAAAAAAAAUCAGUACCAAUCGGUUUCUGAACCAAUUCAGCUAAACAAUUCAUUUAACUAUGGCGAAGAGAAAAGCUUACCAAUAUCAUCCAAGUAUAAUCCACACCCAAACAUGUCACCAAGAGUGUUGGUAUGGGGAAAUAGUCACGAAGGGCCUGGGAAGAAGUUGGUGGCAGUGGGUGAUCGAGUAUUGACAAAUGUUUUGCAAGAAUGCGCACAACAUGGUCGAUCGCAACGAGAACAUACAGGCGUGAUUAAAUUCAUUGGUUUCAUUGAAGGGAACGAUAAAGAUGUUUACAUUGGCGUCAGGCUAGAUGAUAAAGUCGGUACGACAGACGGCAAAAUUGAAGGGCGUCGUUAUUUUCGUUGUGAACCGAAACGAGGAAAAAUUGUUCAUCUGGAUGACAUUGUGAAAGUGUUGGAGUCUCAGUUUGGUUUUCCAUCAUCAUCAUCUAUCACUGCAACCUACUAAUAUCAUCAACUCCAUCUUUUGGCUUCAAUUACUAUAAUGGCAGCGCAUCCAAUGACAACCAAUGACUGUAGCAAAUUUUGGAUCAUGUACCUCUGGUAUCAGGAGAAACCUUCAGAUAUUUCUUCAGGACAGAUAUUGCAUGUAGCCAGGUCGGUUUGUUUCAUUUUAUAUAUUAUAUCAUGUUAGGAGCCCAGAAACUGUCACUUUUUAACCACCCUAGAGCCAUUAUGGCUUUUAUACAAGUAAUGCCAACCUUGUAGCCAGGUUGCCAUUAUGAUAACUCGUUAUGUUAUGUAUAGUGUUGUUUAUGUUCAUUCACCGCGAUAGACGAUCAUGAUACGAUCCUGCUCUAACCUGUAUAUAGUAAAUUGUAUCUGCGUGAAAAUUUGGCCCCGUGUUUUCCCUUUUUAAUCUUAUAAUAGACUAUACUUAGCUAGCCAGAAAAACUUCUUUUUUCCACAUCCAGAAUAAUAUUUGCAGGCUUGUUUUCGUAAGUUAUUGGUGAAUAUAAUUGCUUGUGGGGCAACCUCGUCCCCAGGGCAUCUUGUAUCUUUUCUGACCCUGGGACGGCGACGAGGUUGCUUGUGGGGCAAUAUUCAGGCUAUAAAUUUGGAGAAACUAUAUUCUGUAAAAGACAUGCAAAACGGUAUCUAUUACUAAUAAAACUUUUGAUAUUUAAUCUAUUUGAAACAUUUAAUCACAUGGAAAAGGAGAAAGAUAGAGAAAUAAGCAACAACAACAACACAAACUGCAUUGUGAAUAGGCUUUAUUUGUAUUAUUAGAUCAUAGUACACCAUAAACAACAACAGAUAAAUAAAAUAAAAAUAGCAAAAUUAUGAUUUUGCACAAGUAAAGGCCGCUAUAUAAAAUUUGGUUUUUACGCAGCAAUAGCUAAUUAAAAACAACACAACCUACCACAACAAGUGAAUGACCACUGAUUUAGCACAACAUUCAGUCAAAAAUAUGUAGCCCUUAUUGGCUAAGACUCUAAAAUGUUGAAUCAAACUUGGAAAUACCUAGCUGUUAUGCGAUAAACACUAACUACUUGAAAUUUUUAACAAAACAAAUCAUUUAAAAACAGAUAUCGUUAAUUACAUUUACACAUUUUGUGUCAAUCAUGAUAGCGUUGUAUAUGUAUAUAUGCUAAGUCAUUUUCGUUAUGUUGGUAGAACCACGAACAUUUUCCAUGCCUGUCAGCAUAACUUCUUUAGUGAAAUGUGAAAGACUUUCGUCAUUUCACCCAUUAAUUAAAACCAUGCUUUUUUCCUAAUUUUUAUAAUUAACAUCGUUCCCAGGAAUUAUCUCGAAAGUCUUGUCGAAGUCAUUCUCCCAAAACUAGUCACGACUAGUGUUCUCGUCUGUGGCCUUGUGGCAUUUUAAGAAAUCGUUUAAAAAGUGUUUAUUGCCAGAAGCUUUGAAUCUACAAAGCAAACAUACAAGUUGUUAUGCAGCUAUUCGAUUUAUUGUAUUGUUAUCAAAUGUCUUGUUACUUGUGGGUACCGCAAGACAACACAAGAACUUUGAGUUUGAGACAGGCCUUUUUAGAGUUGUUGAAAGUGAAACUAUAAACAGUUUCAUGCUCAAACUUGCUAGCACAGCAAUAGAAAGCUCAAGAAUCAAUGGAAUUAAAAGUAAACAGAUGUACCUGAAAACGUUGUCAUUAUAAAGUUAAUGCUAUAAUUUUGUUAACUCAAAAAAGUCUGUUUAUUUUGUCAAACUGCUUUCUUCUGCAAUCCCAGGCAACACAGAGAAUAAAUGUUUUCCAGUCAUGCUUCUUUUUAGCAACAUUGCUCAACUUCAUUCCGCAAUCAUAUAUUCAAGCCUUCCAUUUACCUGCUACAAGUCAAUACAAAACUUUCUUAGCCUUCUUUCAGUAGACAUGUUGAAUCCUACCCUAUCCAACCGACCGGCUACCGGGAGGCAAUAACAAUAGGUAGAGUAAAUUAAUUUCAAUCUUUCUUUACUGUAAAUAUCGACGACUUCGGCGGGAUUCUUCUUGACGUCACAUAUUCUUUGUUUUACAAGAGUCCAAAAGUCCACACUUCGGCGCGAUUCUUCUUGGCGUCAAAAUUAUUUGUUUGUUUAAGAGGGUCAAAAGUCCACACUUCGGCUGCCGCCGAAGUCGACUAUUUUACGGCAGAGGACAAGGAGUCGCGCAACGGUCGGCAAAAAGCGGCAAAAUGUAGUUAAACUACCGUGAAACCAGGGAGUUGAGCCUCGUAAAACACUCCUGAGUAGUUUAGAUAAGUUUUGACUCGACUCCUGGGCGCAAGGAACCUUUUUAAACGCCAAUAAAAAAAAAUUAUGCGUUGCUUUCAACCGAUUACUAGUUUAGAUCCACAUGAUCUUCUCAUUGGCAAUUUCUACUUAGGCGAUCCUACCUCACUUUAAGUUGGAUUUUUUUUAAUUUUUUUUUUUGCAAUAUGUGUCCAGUCUUUAGGGUCAAUUUUAUAAACAUUUCACAUAGCUGUAUUUCGAAUGCUACCCAAAAUUGUUCGAUCAGGCUAUAUCUUUUGUGCAAUUUGGAAAUCUGGAAAUGCUUUUAUUGUCAGUGCCCUUAAUUUAGAAUGGUUGGGCAUAUAAAUACGGUUAGGCUUCCGAUUUUAUGUAUUCCCUUUAUAUUAGGCAUUUAAAUAAGUGUCAUUGUAGAGUGAUUAAGUACAGUAUAGUCUAAGUGUAGUCUACCGCGUACGCGCUAGUGUCACACCUUUGCGUGGAGGACGGCAGUCGUUUGUCUUUUGUUAUAAUUAAAUCCCUUGAGCGUUUUGCGGCUGUGUGUUUGCGUGUUGGGAAACAAUGCGCUCGUGAAGCAAAUAAUAAAAAUCUUUCGCGAAGUUUUAUAAUACAUUGCGCGGGAAUGUAUUGUUGAUUUAAUUACUUAAAAAAAAAAAAUUCCAGCGCGUUUAAUCUAAGAAACAUUCGAGAAGCAUUGUUCACAACUAUUAAAUGCCGCUUUUCGUUUAUAAACUUUUAAAAUGCGGUCUGAAAAAAAAAAAACAUUUCUAUCGCCUCUUUUCGAUUUUAAACUUUAAAAUACGAUCUAAAAAAGCAUUUCUAUCGCCGCUGUUCGUUUAAAACUUUUAAAAUGCGAUCUAAAAAAAAAAAUUGCCGCUUUUUGUUUUUAUGUGUUUUAAUUUUACUGCAAAACUGUUGCAUAGAUUAUGUAUUAACAUUAGGAUAAGGAUGAAAAAGUUACUGUGGGACAUGGGUUUUAAACCUUAAAAAUUUCCAGGGAGAAAUUUGAAAACUAAUGAAUGACAAAAUCCCAAAAGUUUAUCUUUAAAUUUUUAAUUUUGUUAAUGUAAAAGUAAUCCAAAUGAAUAAAGUUUCUGAUAUUUUUUAUGAAGAAAUCUUCCAUAUUAGCCAUUAUACAUUUGCCCUAGAGUGAUUAAUAAAUAAGGUCAGGCUUCUAUUUUCAGAACUGCUAUUUACAUUUAACAUCAAGGUAUCCAAAACAGCUCCAUUUAGGAAAGGGCUAAGGCUGGCCCAUUGUUCGUUUUAUCAAAUGGGGAUUUUAUUACCCGAAUUGUAAAAGGCUAAUUUAUAGGCACUUGCAUGUAGUUUUCUUUUUCAUGUCUUUUUGUUAAGCCUGUUAUAGCAUGUUAAAUGAUCUCGUCGUAGUUCUCGUCAAAAAUAUUGCCUCAUAGAUAAUGAAUUUUCAUUUGGGGAAUUAGGGGUGCUGGGCUGCCCUGGGCAGCUACAAAGUGUAGAGAUGUGCGUGUACCCCUGGAAAAGUAUGGUGAAUUAAGUACAGGUGCGAGGAGAUGAACGACGGUGCACCACGCGAGCAGGACAGAUGACUGGGGAAAUAACAGCAGGCGGAUGCGGCGCUGACAGUCAGAGGUGGUGCAACAAGAGGUUAAUAACAGGUGUGAAAUGCAAAAGAAGCCAGAGCUCAUAAAAAGUAGGUUCUUGUGAGGUAUGAUAGAGGAAAUGGAAUCACAGGAGAGGAGCUCCGGAUGUGAUUGACAGAUUAGUUAAGCCAGAAAACACUACUAGGAGAAGAGCUCCGGAUGUAGUGGAGAAGAGUGAACACUACUAGGAGAAGAGCUCCGGAUGUUGUGGAGAAGAGCGAAUUUAUUGGGAACACGCACGUGAGCUUGAGACAAUAUCUUCUCUUCAGCCUAGCAUCCUCACCCGAUUCCGCCAAAUUAUCCUCAGUUUAUUCUUGCCACUAACAAUUGAUAGUGCUAUUACUGCUAUAACUCUAAAUUAAAGUACAAUCCUUAUUCAUUGAUUUUGUAUUAUUGACAGCAAUUGUAGUUAUUAUUUGUCAAUUUAAAGUUGUGUAUUAUCAGAUUUUGAAAGUUAGCUAAUAACAUGAUGGAUGGCAAAGUUGUCUCCUUUAAAAAACCCAGUUUGGGGUAAAUUGGGGAUGUCGGGCUUCCUUCGUCAGCCAAAUGGGAUGAAGAUGCGUUUGUUUCCCUAACAAAUGAAAGUGCGUUUCCACGAGAUACGCCAUAGCAGGUAGUAGGCAAUUUCCAAGCGAGUUGAAGCAAAAGAAGCUGAAAACAAAAGAAGCCAGAGCUCAUAAAAAGUAGGUUCUUGUGAGGUAUGAUAGAGGAAAUGGAAUCACAGGAGAGGAGCUCCGGAUGUGAUUGACAGAUUAGUUAAGCCAGAAAACACUACUAGGAGAAGAGCUCCGGAUGUAGUGGAGAAGAGUGAACACUACUAGGAGAAGAGAUCCGGAUGUAGUGGAGAAGAGCGAAUUUAUUGGGAACACGCACGUGAGCUUGAGACAAUAUCUUCUCUUCAGCCUAGCAUCCUCACCCGAUUCCGCCAAAUUAUCCUCAGUUUAUUCUUGCCACUAACAAUUGAUAGUGCUAUUACUGCUAUAACUCUAAAUUAAAGUACAAUCCUUAUUCAUUGAUUUUGUAUUAUUGACAGCAAUUGUAGUUAUUAUUUGUCAAUUUAAAGUUGUGUAUUAUCAGAUUUUGAAAGUUAGCUAAUAACAUGAUGGAUCGCAAAGUUGUCUCCUUUAAAAAAUCCAGUUUGGGGUAAAUUGGGGAUGUCGGGCUUCCUUCGUCAGCCAAAUGGGAUGAAGAUGCGUUUGUUUCCCUAACAAAUGAAGGUGCGUUUCCACGAGAUACGCCAUAGCAGGUGGUAGGCAAUUUCCAAGCGAGUUGCUGAGGUGUAGCCGAUUUCCAAGUGAGUCGGGGAGAUGUAGGCAAUUUCCAAGCGAGUUGCUGAGGUGUAGGCGAUUUCCAAGUGAGUCGCGGAGAGGUAGGCAAUUUCCAAGCGAGUUGCUGAGGUGUAGGCGAUUUCCAAGUGAGUCGCUCAGAUGUAGGCAAUUUCCAAGCGAGUUGCUGAGGUGUAGGCGAUUUCCAAGUGAGUCGCUCAGAUAUAGGCAAUUUCCAAGCGAGUUGCUGAGUUAGCGUUUCCACGAGAUACGCAGACGUUUCCACGAGAUACGUCUUACUAAGGGUAAGGAUGGAAACACACGCAUCUGGUUUGGGUCCCCCUGAUACCAAACCUGACAUCCCCCCCCCCUUUCCCCAAACUCAAGUGUAGUUAUGACAUGAAACAAGAGAAAUAUACUUCUAACAUUAUCUGUCAUUGUUGUUGUUUGCUUUCGUGUUGUUGCUUCAGAACCAUAGCAAUUAAAUGGUGGUGGACCAACAGUUCACCACAUCUUGCGGUUCCUGAAGUAAGUACUUAUACCUUGUUGAGAAGCUUGGCUUUGAUUGCAUUCAGUAUUCAAGUGUCAACAAAGAUGGCUACUAGCAUCAUUGAAGGAUAUACUUUAGAAACUCAAUGUUAUUCCAAAUCUAGAAUGGUAGACUAGUGAAAAGGGUGGUCACAAGGCAUGAACACUAGGGGCCCUCAAGGUAACUAACCAAUACUGUUGUAGAUCCAGGCCCCUAAGAUUGCCUUGCCUACCUAUAAAAUGGGAGCAGCUAAAGUCAACUAGUUUCCAUCAUCACAUUUUGCUAAUAGUUUGGUUUGCCCACCCACCCACCCUGUUAUUAUAUAUUUUUUAUUUUUCUUUUAUGUACAUCAAUCACUUCAUGUACUGGCAUCAAUGUCCACAACUGUCACCAUAUUAACUAAUUCUACAAUCAACCACGACCCUUAUGUUAACUCGAUAACCGGACCAUCAUCCGACACAUGACGAGUGCAUACGAUACCAAUUGAUGUAGCCCCAGAGGGUCUUCUACAACGAACUAUAACACGCAACGAUACUACCACGCAACGAUCUACAACGCAAGAUGGAGGGAUCAAUUGGCAUCAAAGACGCGCGCUCGCUCACACCAGUGCUCUUGCCUCAAGGUUUUCUUGGUGAUCCAAAUUUGGCUACUUGCGAUUGCCAAGUUUUUUGUCCAGAGGUAGAAGCACUGUUGACCCGCGCUGGUGGGGAUGUCGGGCUUCCUUCGUCAGCCAAAUGGGAUGAAGAUGCGUUUGUUUCCCUAACAAAUGAAGGUGCGUUUCCACGAGAUACGCCAUAGCAGGUAGUAGGCAAUUUCCAAGCGAGUUGCUGAUGUGUAGCCGAUUUCCAAGUGAGUCGGGGAGAUGUAUGCAAUUUCCAAGCGAGUUGCUGAGGUGUAGGCGAUUUCCAAGUGAGUCGCGGAGAGGUAGGCAAUUUCCAAGCGAGUUGCUGAGGUGUAGGCGAUUUCCAAGUGAGUCGCUCAGAUGUAGGCAAUUUCCAAGCGAGUUGCUGAGGUUUAGGCGAUUUCCAAGUGAGUCGCUCAGAUAUAGGCAAUUUCCAAGCGAGUUGCUGAGUUAGCGUUUCCACGAGAUACGCAGACGUUUCCACGAGAUACGUCUUACUAAGGGUAAGGAUGGAAACACACGCAUCUGGUUUGGGCCCCCCUGAUACCAAACCUGACAUCCCCCCCCCUUUCCCCAAACUCAAGUGUAGUUAUGACAUGAAACAAGAGAAAUAUACUUCUAACAUUA